Cricetulus griseus (Chinese hamster) is the source of this 426-nucleotide messenger RNA. The record is from RefSeq and is a predicted model, not a curated record. Lineage: Eukaryota; Metazoa; Chordata; Mammalia; Rodentia; Cricetidae.
AUGAAAACCGAGUGUUGCCGUGUGAAGAGACCUGGAGAACCACUUAAUGAACCAAAGAAGAUCGUUCAGCCCUUCCAGGAUAUUUGCGCAUAUUUUUCGGAGGAAGAGUGGGCAAAGCUGACCAAAUGGCAGAAAAGUGCCUACAUGUAUAUGAAAAGGAACUAUGUCAGAAUGACUGGCCUAGGGGUCACAGUCAACCAACCAGUUUUCAUGCGUUGCAAGGAACAGGUCAAAGAACCUCCAGCGGAAUGUGAUAAAGCUAAUGGCCCUGAUAGUAAAGGAGUCAAAAACGUUCGGGUAAAUGCCUGGACCCACCGGUUGAGGGAAAGGAAGAAGCGAGUGAUAUAUGAAGAGAUCAGUGAUCCCGAAGAGGACGAGGAUGACGAUGAUGAUGAUAAUGAUGAUGAUGACGACGACGACGACUGA